Molecule: messenger RNA, 5468 nt
Organism: Podarcis lilfordi (Lilford's wall lizard)
Lineage: Eukaryota; Metazoa; Chordata; Lepidosauria; Squamata; Lacertidae
Source: the annotation of a GenBank genome assembly
GCUCUUCCUCCAGCUGGUGCAGCUGCUUAAAGGAAAAAGCAAUCCUGCCGCUGCCUGACGACGUUGUCAGCGCUCGGCGGCUUCCCGAGCCGGCCCGUGGAAAAGAGGAAAGAGCCUUCCCCCCCAAAAAACCCCCACACCCCCUGAGGCACACAGGGAGCGCCCAGCCUAGCAGCACAGGGACAACCCCUUGAAAACGCUUCUCUCGCCCCCCGGGAGGCCCCCCUCCACUGAACAAGACUCAGAAGGGGGGACUGGCAGGGUCUCGGGGUCCCCCCCCUUAAGGAGCAUACUCUUCACUCUCCCCCAAGGGAACUAACCUCCCCCAGGGCACUGAGGCAGGUACAUUGAAGUCAGAUCUCGGCUUCUGUGCAUGGAGGGAGGGGAAGAGGAGGUGCUGCCUGGUCACAAAAGGGCUAGGGGUCAGGCUGCCCUAGUGCCAGAGACCCACCCCGCAUUGUAUAAUCUGGAGGAUGGUUCUGCCCGUCUUCUGGAAAGUGAGGCUUGAGGAAAGCAGCCUGGCAUGCUGAGAGUUUGCUGGGGUCGAGGAUUCCAGCUUCCUGGGACUUUGCAAGGUUGCCCACCCCCUCUUCCUUAUUCUUCAUCAACUUGGCUUUCCAAAGGGACCUUGCUGCACCCCAGCACUCUCUUGCCCGUGGCUGCCUUUUCCCAGGCCAAGAGUUCUGGAACCUCUGGGUCUCUAUGACUUCAGCAGGCCAGGAUCUGCAUCUGUCAGAGGCUGGGCUGUCUGAAUGUGCUUUGCCUUCCUCAGGGUUCUAAAUCAAUGAAGCAGCCAACUGCAGAGGGGCAUAGAGAGGAUGAGCUGGAAGGAUCCAUUCAUAACUAUCACCUUCCCAAGCAAAGUCAUCUACACCAUUGGCUCUAUCCUUAUGCUCAUCAUUCACACAGGUGUUCUCAUUGGUGACCUGUAUCACUUCUUCGUCUCCCAAAGGGGGGACCUCAUGAGCUUCCAUUUUACCGUAGUGCUAUUGGUAAAAAGCUCUAUCUCUCUCCCUGUCUCUCUCUCACACAUUUCCUCUAUUUUGCAGGCAGUCAUUUCAAAGAGGCUUACACAAGAAAAACUCCCUGGUGGUGCUUGCGACUGUAGAAAAUGGAUGAGUUCUGGUGCAUAAGUACCAAACCCAUCAAGAUGGACAUUGACACACUGUCUGUUCAUAAAUAAUUGGCAUUAAUUUGUGUUUUCAAAUCUCAAAAGUCACUGUUUAUCAAAAAGGUUGUUGUAGAGGUGGAGUAAAGGUAAAGGGACCCCUGACCAUUAGGUCCAGUCGUGACCGACUCUGGGGUUGCGGCGCUCAUCUCGCUUUAUUGGCCGAGGGAGCUGGUGUACAGCUUCUGGGCCAUGUGGCCAGCAUGACUAAGCAGCUUCUGGCGAACCAAAGCAGCGCACGGAAACGCCGUUUACCUUCCCGCCGGAGCGGUACCUAUUUAUAUACUUGCACUUUGACGUGCUUUCGAACUGCUAGUUGGCAAGAGCAGGGACUGAGCAACAGGAGCUCACCCUGUCACGGGGAUUCGAACCGCCGACCUUCUGAUUGGCAAGUCCUAGGCUCUGUGGUUUAACCCACAGUGCCACCCGCAUCCCAGGGUAGAGGUGGAGUAGGGCAACUUAAAUGAUCAAGGGCAUGCAGCACCUCCCCUAGAAUGAAAGGUCACUACGCUUGAGUCUUUUUAGUUUAGGUUUAAAAGCACUGAAGAGGGACAUGAUAGAGGUGUGUCAAAUUGUACAUGAUGUAGAGAAAGUGGACAGUGGAGUUUCUCUCUCCUGCAAUACAAGAACCCAGUGGGAUCAUCCAGUGAAGACUGAAUAUGAGAAGCCCAGGAGCUCAGGGUGGUACCCACACUUCUCCUUCUUGCCAUUUAACCCCCAUAACAACCUUGUGAGGUAGAUUAGACUGAGAGGAAGUGACUGGCUUGAACCCUGGCCUCCAGGGUUCUAGUCCAGCACUCUAGCCAGUACACCACACUGGCUCUCAUGUUACGGGUGAAUGAGAGAAUUAACUACCGUAAGAUGUAGGUGAUGGCACACACCUGGACAGUUUUAAAAGGGGACAAGACAAAUUCGAGGAGGAUAAGAUGGUCAGUUAGAAGUGAUAGCACUUCAGUUGUAGACUGCUCUGCCAAAACAGACAAGCUCCUUUGUCAUAUUUCCAGCAGCAUCAACUCUUUCUUUCAAAAAUUAAAUCCUGAAAACUGUUUUAAAAUAUUCUUAGUGUUACUUGAGUUUGAGGUUGAUGUUUUUAAUUCUGUUGGUGGCAUUUUGUUACUCUUCAUUAUAUAUUCUUGCCUUUACUAUUUAUAUCUUAAAUGUUUCUAUUGUUUUUGGGCAGUCUAUAAAAAUAGUGCUAAGAAAAUAAAUACAUAAAAUAUUGCCAGUCACCCACUGUAGGUCUCGCCCUUCCUUCUACCUGUCUCUGUUUCAAACAUCCUGACUUGGUGGUCAUGGGUGCACUUAAUUUUAUGCACUGCUGAAUCUGCAUUCAGCAUUGCAAAUAGAAAACCAGGAAGGUUAACCUUGACUCUAAAUUAAUGAAAAAAAUUCUUGAAUAUGACCAGCGUGCUGAGACUCACUCCAGAUUAAAUGGAUGUGGAGAGAUUUGGGGUAUGUGGUCUAGGAUUCUAAGCUAACUUUUCCACAAAUGUAGUGGGGGUUUGCAAUAAGCAUCUAUAAAAGUGUCCCAUUUGCCCCCUUCCAUCUUAAUCCCCCAGAGAGAAGCGCAUCAGAGUAUAGAGAUGAUUCCCCUCUCCCACUUUUCCAUCAUUGAAGACAAAUCACUUCUGCUCCUUCUGUUUGGUUUCUGCAGUCCUCACAUACAACCAGCUUCUACUGGGCACUGCUGGCAGCGAUCUACACUUUACAAGCAGACGACGAUGUGCUGAUGUACAUUGCCAUGACAUCUUUCGGUAAGGCAAGUUGGGGAACUAGAGGGAUGGGGACCCACCACAUAUUCUGGGGCUCCCUUCAAGCCCAGUGAUGUGAGCUUUCUGGGAAAGAUUGAAUUGGAAUCUUUUGUGCAAAUUAGGGCAAUUUCCAUAGAGCAGGGUUUUUAUUAUUAUUUUGCCAUCAUAAUGUUUUAUGAGGCUAUAAAAAGUGAUCUAACUUAGCAGGUUUAUUUUGCUUUUAUUUAGUAAACAAAGCAAAAAACACUAAAAUCGUCCACGGGUGCUUAAUACUUACUGGCAUCUGUUGAUUUCUACUAAUAAGCUCAUGAGACAGAGCUCAUAGAAAAAUGCACACUGGAAAACCUGCCCCAGCUCUAGCCACUGAACCAGGACAAAAGGAAUCCACUCACAGUGUCCCCAUCUCCAAGUCAGAAGAGCCACCUCCAAAAGAACCAAACCCUGAGAGGAGGAGGAAUGUGGCUAGAGCUGAGAGGGAUGGGUCUUCAGCUGGGGUUAUCAGUGGUGGAAAGAGGUGGGCCCAGUUAGGAAUGUCACAUUUGCUGCAAAGGAGAAGGUGCCGCCUCAUGUCGCACCAGAAGCCAACUCUGGCCCUGGGGUAGCAAGGUUUUCCCUGAUGCUUCCCAGACAUAAGGCCCAGUCCUCUAGCCCAAACACCCUACUGAAUGGCUCAACUUCUGUGAGGGCUUCCCCUGACCUCCCAGGCUGCUGCCAGCCAUUCUACAUUUUGUCAUACCCAGAAACGCAUAAACUUGCUUGCUUCAAAGCAGUGGGUCCCUCCCACCCCCAUUGUGUGUUGGAGAAGUGGAGUCACUUUUUUCCAUCAGCGCUUUCAGCUCUCCUGCCACAACGUACUUUUCCGCAUGAUGUUAACGGUUUGUGAAUGAGUCUCCUCUGCCAAAGCAGCGAAGAGACUGGAAGCUUCUGCUUUUGCUUUGAAAUGUAGGAUCAAAGCCAUGGUUUAUGGUGCUGCCACUAUCAAGUUGUUGGUUUGUGGUCCUGGCUUAUUAACACACCAGAGGAAGGGCUUCAGCUCAGUGUCAGGGCACCUGCCUCACAUGCAGAAGGUUACAGGUUCAGUCCUCGGAAGCAUCUCUGUGUAGGGCUGGGAAAGUCCCUCAUCUGAAACCCUGGAGAGCUAUUACAAAUCAGUGGAUUGGGGACAGUACUCAGCUGGCUGGAUCAAUGGCCUAACUCUGUAUGAGGCAGCUUCUCAGGUUACAGUCUAAGCUAACCAGAUUUCUGCCAAACUGAGAAGCAGCAAGGAAUUCUAAAUAGUUUGAAAGUGGGUACUUCAAAUUUCCUCAUGGGAGCCAUGCCAGCGGAGGGAAAGGGGAAAUAUGCAAGCCCAUGGCUUAUUACCAUAGAGCUAAACCAUGGUUUAGCGCUACAUUCCCAAUGGGCCUGCAUGUCUGUAGCACACAAGGAACUGUGAAAGAACUCAUCGGCCUAGGUUGUGUGGAGGAUGUCAGACUUCAGAUGUCCAUCUUUCAAUUGGGAAAAAGCAGUGUUUGUACUGAAAUGAUUACUGAUGCCUUCCUCUCCUUUCUGCCCAGCCCUGAACUUUGCCGCCUUCCUUGCCCGCUUCAGCAUGGAGUAUGCCACCAUUGAUUACAGAGAGGAACAGUACUAAGCAGCGAUUCUCAAAAGGGGGGGGGGGGCAUUCCCCAGGUUUGUUCCAGUUUGCCUCCAAGGAAGAAGGGAGGGAGCAAAUACAGUUUCGGGUUAACCAAGAGAGUUUAAUGGAACACCAACAAACAAACAGGUCUAUUGCUUCAGGUGUAAUAAAGUCUUGUAUUUUCACCAAGAGAGAAUUGAGGUGGUCAGUGAGCCACACAGUCACGUUGCUGGGGCAAUGCCAGUCAGACACCUCCAAAUAACCUUUCCUUGCUGCAAGGGAUCAUGGGAAGGCUUGUGUGCCCCACUCCCUUUCCAAACUGCUAUGAAUGGGGCCAGCACCUCUCAGUUGAAGAGCAGGGUCUGAGGAUCACCCAGCUGCUACCAGCCUUGCAGCAUGAGAUCUGGGGGGUGGAUGAGCAGAGAGAGAUGGUGCUUGGGAUUGCAAGGCCAACUCAGUCCUUUAUAUAAUGGUACACAGGCAUCACAUCUGCCACAGUAAACUUAACAUGGAACCCACGAUCCCAGCCACUGCACUGUUAAAGCAGGAAAAACAAACCCCACUUGUGCUGCCAGCUUUCAGUUAGAUUUCUGCUAUUUCAGCGUUCUGCUGAGCUGACAAUGAGCCAUUUAUCCAUGUCUCCAUUACUGCCAGAGUAUUGUGGUAAGGGGGAUUCUGCUCCCUCCUCCCUAGUGUUCUCCCCAGCUGCAAACGCCCUGUUGAGAGGUGCACACUUGGCAGGGCAAAGAUGGGCUGUGCAAGAAGCAGGCACCUGCUCCUUGGGGCUACAGCUGUGCUAAGGAAAGCUAUUGGGGAUGGUGCAGACCCUUGUGCUGGAAAAACAACUGCCUUAGGUAAAGUGCUUGGGCCCCCACGCAGCAGCCCUGCCAGGACCAAAAGGAGAUCCAAGUAGGGCUUCCCUAUGUUCAUG